Molecule: messenger RNA, 711 nt
Organism: Letharia columbiana
Lineage: Eukaryota; Fungi; Ascomycota; Lecanoromycetes; Lecanorales; Parmeliaceae
Exons: 2
Coding region: 1-711 (236 amino acids)
Source: RefSeq, a predicted model, not a curated record
AUGGCAGGGAUGACGGGAGGCCAAGAUUCUGGACCCAUCACGUUUCUCGCGAUGCUGGAUUUUCCCAUUAUGGAAAAGACAACGCCAACGAAAACCAUUUCCCUUGCGAUUCCUGCUGACAGCACAUAUGAUUGUAGCCAUUGCUGGGAAGCUGAGACCGCCCAUGCCACCGGAGUAUCGCACCAUGGUAUAGCCACCCCUCAGCAAAGCCCAGUGACUCAGACUAUUGCGCCGAUACUUUUCGAUUCGAGCGGAAUUUCGACCGCUGAUCAUGGCAUGAUGACUUCUUCGGCUUCGCACAUGGAACAGUCCGGACGCCCCUGGGCUGUCCCAAAUCAUACAAGUCUUACCGGAACCAUUUACUACCUCGGGGCGAUUAUGGGGUGUCCGAAAGGCAUGCAACCACGAAAAUGCAAGACUCUUGUGGGAAUACUACUCGGAGGUUCACGAGGAAUGGCGGCAACGAUCGGUUCCGACCACAACCAAACCUUAUACUUCCUGGACAUCCUCCAACCCUCUCGAGUCGAACUCGACAACCCCAAAUGGUGCGAUGGGGGCAAUCAACGGCAGGCUACUCCCAUCUUGAGCCUCACGAAUGCAACCCCUCUUGUAUCAACCCUCCUUAAAUAUCAGAAUCAGCACAAUGUGGGAAAUGGCGAUGCUAUGUUUGCGACCCAAAAUAGUUCUCCAUUUUCACGUCACAAGGUAUAA